CGCGGUACGCUGUCCUGUGUGUUCACUCUCGCUGAGUGUGAACCGCAGAGGUGAGCCGGACAGCGUGUGUUCGCUCCUCCGUUAAAAGUCUAGAGAAGAGGGGAGGACAGAAGGAGGGACAUGGGGGAAAGGUUUGUGGUGGUCCCGGUUGGCAGAGGAGUUGGGGUCCCCGGGGAGGGGGAGCACUCGGACGCGGUUGUCGCUGACCCGGCAGGGGACUCCAGCGGCAGCAGCGGCGGCGGCGGCGGCACACUGGAGGAGAAGGAGGCGGGGGAGGACUCCGUGUUCGAGCCGCAGGACCCCAACGUCGUGGUGCCGAUCCUGGAGUACAACAGGGAGCCCAACAAGUACGGUGAUGGCAUCCCCAAGGAAAACAGUCCCUUUAUCAACAACACAGACAAUGACAAAACCAACAGCUACGAUGGCACCAACAUGGCCCUGUUUGAGGAAGAGAUGGACAGCAACCCCAUGGUGUCGUCUCUCCUCAAUAAACUGGCAAACUACACCAACCUCACCCAGGGGGCCCAAGAGCACGAGGAGGCCGAUGAUGAUGAGGGGCCCAAGAAGAAGGCUGUUAAGAGCCCUCAGAUGGGGACCUUCAUGGGCGUCUACCUCCCCUGCCUCCAGAAUAUUCUGGGGGUCAUCCUGUUUCUGCGUCUUACGUGGAUUGUCGGCACCGCCGGCAUCUUGGAGUCCCUUGCUAUUGUCUGCCUGUGCUGCUCUUGUACCAUGCUGACCGCCAUAUCCAUGAGUGCAAUCGCUACCAAUGGUGUUGUGCCAGCUGGAGGCUCCUACUACAUGAUUUCCAGGUCUCUGGGCCCAGAGUUUGGUGGAGCUGUCGGUCUCUGUUUCUACCUGGGCACAACCUUCGCUGGCUCCAUGUACAUCCUUGGUACUAUAGAGAUUCUGCUGACCUACAUUGUGCCUAAAGCAGCCAUCUUCGUGGCAGAGAAAAAAGAGGAUGAGGUGGAUGCCCUGCUGAAUAACAUGCGUGUUUACGGCUCAUGCUGCCUAGCGCUGAUGGCUGUGGUUGUCUUUGUCGGGGUGAAAUACGUCAACAAGCUUGCGUUGGUCUUCCUGGCCUGUGUCAUUCUCUCCAUCCUUGCCAUCUAUGCCGGAGUCAUCAAGUCCAUCUUUGAGCCUCCGGACUUCCCCGUUUGCAUGUUGGGGAAUCGCACCCUGCAGAACCACAACUUCGACCGUUGUCUGAAGACAGAAGUGAUAGACAACAUAACGGUCACCACCAAGCUGUGGAAGCUGUUCUGUGAGACAGACGGGCUCAACGCCACCUGCAACGAAUAUUUCAACAACAACAACGUGACAGAGGUGCAGGGGAUCCCCGGGCUGACCAGCGGAGUAAUUUCAGAAAACAUGUGGUCAGUGUACGGCCCUCUGGGUAUGAUGGUGGAAGACAAGAAGAUGUCAUCUUUCGGGGGGAGUGACCCUGCCCAGGACGUCUACAUGCCCUACGUGGUCAAUGACAUCACCGCCUUUUUCACACUCCUGGUCGGCAUCUACUUCCCGUCUGUCACUGGUAUCAUGGCUGGUUCAAACCGGUCAGGUGACUUGCGGGACGCCCAGAAGUCCAUCCCAAUCGGGACCAUCCUGGCUAUCGCUACCACUUCCUUCAUCUACGUCAGCUGUGUUGUUCUAUUCGGCGCCUGCAUCGAGGGAGUUCUCCUUCGAGACAAAUUUGGUGACGCAGUGAAAGGGAACCUCGUCAUAGGCACACUAUCAUGGCCCUCGCCUUGGGUUAUUGUGAUUGGCUCCUUCUUCUCCUGCUGUGGGGCGGGGCUGCAGAGCUUGACCGGCGCCCCUCGCUUGCUGCAGGCCAUCGCACGAGACGGCAUCGUGCCUUUCUUGCAGGUGUUCGGUCAUGGGAAAGCUAACGGGGAACCUACCUGGGCUCUGCUGCUGACUGCUGGGAUCUGUGAGAUCGGUAUCCUCAUCGCCUCCCUGGACGCCGUGGCUCCUAUCCUCUCCAUGUUCUUCCUCAUGUGCUACUUGUUUGUCAACCUGGCAUGUGCAGUUCAGACCCUGCUGCGGACACCUAACUGGAGACCACGCUUCAAAUACUACCACUGGGCUCUGUCCUUCCUGGGAAUGAGCUUGUGUCUCGCUCUCAUGUUCAUCUGCUCCUGGUAUUACGCCAUCGUGGCCAUGGGCAUCGCUUCCUGCAUCUACAAAUACAUUGAAUACAGAGGGGCAGAGAAGGAGUGGGGAGACGGCAUCCGUGGCCUGUCUCUAAAUGCAGCACGCUACGCCCUCAUUCGCCUUGAGGAGGCCCCACCACACACUAAGAACUGGAGGCCUCAGUUGCUGGUGCUGCUGAAUGUUGACUCGGACCAAGGAGUCAAACACCCUCGUCUGCUGUCCCUCACCACUCAGCUGAAGGCGGGGAAAGGCCUCACGAUAGUGGGGAAUGUUUUAGAGGGAACCUAUCUCACCAAAGACUCAGAGGCCAGGUGUGCUGAGCAGAACAUCAAGUCCGCCAUGACAGCAGAGCGGACGAAGGGUUUCUGCCACGUCGUGGUGUCCUCAAACCUCCGAGAUGGCAUGUCCCACCUCAUCCAGUCUGCAGGGCUGGGAGGCAUGAAGCACAACACAGUCCUAAUGGCCUGGCCCGGGACCUGGAGGCAGUCCAAUGACCCGCAGUCGUGGAAGAACUUCAUAGAGACGGUGCGGGAGACCACAGCGGCCCAUCAGGCCCUGCUCGUGGCUAAGAAUGUGGACAGUUUCCCCACCAACCAGGACCGCCUGGGGGAGGGCACCAUCGACGUGUGGUGGGUGGUGCACGAUGGAGGCAUGCUGAUGCUGCUGCCAUUCCUGCUGCGACAGCACAAGGUGUGGAGGAAGUGUAAGAUGCGCAUCUUCACCGUGGCCCAGAUGGACGACAACAGCAUCCAAAUGAAGAAGGAUCUCCAGAUGUUCCUUUACCACCUGCGACUGGAUGCAGAGGUGGAAGUAGUGGAGAUGCAUGAUAACGACAUCUCAGCCUUCACCUAUGAGAAGACGCUGGUGAUGGAGCAGAGGUCUCAGAUGCUGAAACAGAUGCAUCUUUCCAGGACUGAGAGGGAGAGAGAGAUUCAGAGUAUCACUGACGAAUCGCGUAGUUCAAUCCGGAGGAAGAACCAGGGCGCCGCUGAGGGCACCAACCUCAGCCGGCAGUCCUCAACGGCGGAGGACAAUCAGGAAGACGAGGCCCAGCUCAUCCAUGACAGAAACACGGCGUCUCACGCCACGAUAAACGACAAGGCCGACACCGGGCCCGAUCGGGUCCACAUGACUUGGACCAAGGACAAGCUCUUCUCGGAGCGUAAUCGCAACCGAGAGUGCAACGCCAACGUGGCUGUGCGCGACCUGUUCAACAUGAAGCCGAACCAGUCAAAUGUCCGUCGGAUGCACACAGCUGUCAAGCUGAAUGAAGUGGUGGUCAACAAGUCGCAGGGAGCUCACCUGGUGCUGCUCAACAUGCCCGGACCACCGAGGAACAGAGGCGGAGAUGAAAACUACAUGGAGUUCCUGGAGGUUCUCCUCGAGGGUCUGAACCGGGUUCUCCUGGUGCGAGGCGGCGGCCGUGAAGUCAUCACCAUCUACUCUUAAAUAAAAAAACUCUUAACGCCCCACCCUGCAUACAUGGGCUGUUCCCAUGGAUACCGGUCACCGGGCAUUUUCGGGGGGAAGAAGCCUAAUUUGGUUUUUGUGAAGGGCGGGGGUUGUUGGAAGGCGGGACCACUUGUGAUUGACAGAUGGUUUGAAGGACCUCAGGACGAAGGAAACGGCGUUGAAUCAGUCGACUGGCCGAGAGAGCGAGCACAGUGUGCAUCCACGCCGGGCCACUGCACCCCUGCACGUGGAAGAUAGAGCAUAGAGACACUUUAUAUUGUUCAUUUAACUCUGAAAACGUUGUUAUGUUCUGUUACAUUUUCAUAUUCUUUCCCUCUUGUGUUGAUGUUGUCGAGUUACUGGUGCUCACUGUGUAAAGAUAAGCAAAGAAUGUGUGCACCUCGUAGUCUUUCAUGUUGCACUCUGGGUGCAGAGACGUUUGCUGGACCUGAGACAAGGACAAGUUACAGAGUGGCUUUGAAAGCUGACAACACAUACUGGACUUUCAAUAUUAGAUACAGUUUGGUGAUCUGUGCGGUCUGCGUCACCAUUCGUGAUAAUGUUUUUGUUUAAGAUCACUUUAAAGAAGCUGCUUUCAGUCUGAGAGAGCAAGCAGCGUGUUUAGAAGCUUUCUGAUUAGGUUGUAGAGUUGUUACCGUUGCAGAACAAGGGUCACGUGUGUAACUGAAGGUCCUCUCUAAAGCAGCAUGUAGUUGUAGUGUUCGUGGUCGUUCGCCUCAUCAAUGAUUUACUGACGGACUGGCUGAGAGGAUGUGCUCACUACAUGUUGGAUAGGAGCAUUUCAGCUGGAUCAUUGGUCACCAUCUCCCACACUCUAAUAACACUAUCAUUUUAAUAGGGAAAAUAGCCAUAUUCUAUAUUUUAGGACCCUUUGUAAGCUUUAUAGGAUGACAUAUGAAAUGCACAUGUAUACAUAUUUAUGCUGACUGAAGUAGUGCUCCGUUUAGAGUACCUAUAGAUUCUUUUUUUAAAUCCAAGGGCUGUUUGACAGCAUGCAGUAGAUUAAUGAGAAAGUAGAUCAGCUGAAUUUUUAAUCUGCCAUCUGAGCUGUUGGCAUUUAACAAAGUGUACAAAUGUGAAUCUGUGUAAUUCUUCCCGUGUAGACGUAGUGACAGCACUGUUGACUUUGCACUUAAUUCAAUGUGGACUCUCACCCGGUUCUGUCGCCUACAGUGACGCUUUCCUCUGGUCAAUACGUCGUGACAUUCUUCGUACGUUGAAGUGGAGCGAGAUACUGAUAAAUGAGCUUACGAGGUUGCACACAGCAAGUUAUUCCAUGCUAUUUAAUACUCAUGUUUCAAUGUUGUUUUUAUAAUAUUUUACCAAGCUCUUCAGGCUUCGAGUCCCAGACUGAGUAGAAUAAUGUGUAGGAGAAAAAGUGCCAAAAUGACUACAAAAGAAACUGUGGAAGUAUUACUGAUGCGUCGUAGAGCGCGGCCACACUGUCGCCACCGCUUUUUGCAAAUGCAACUAAUAGUGCACUGUCCGGGGCAUUUCAAACCAUCUCACGUGGACUGAAGAGAUUUUCGUCGAGCCCUUUCUCUCGUGUACCUCCACAGUUUCUUUGUCAAAUUAGCUGUGCAGUAUUUUGUAAAGCAGAAAGUCGUGUUCUCCUGUGCUCCUUUGCAGGGAAAUGAGAACUUCUGAUUGUCAGUUAUGCAACAUCUGUGUUUUGUUUUGUUUCGUUCAGUUGUCGAUGUUCGCCUGUGUAACUAUAUAGUCACGGUCUGUGUAGUGUUUGUUACAUUAUAACUGAUCUUCUGUUACUUUAAGUGUUAAUUUUCUGUUUGAUUUGUAUGGAAGGAGGCAGAGAGGCGGUGUGUGUGGUGACGGAGGCAGAUGGGAAGUUUUUGUGUUUUGUUCCAACCCAUCAGAAAAACACAGGACUGAAUCCCCCCCUCGGGACACAGAGGCACCCUGGACUGAAAGUUAUUAGGAAACCAGAAUGAAGCAACCACGGUGCAAAUGAAUGGUUUAAAUGACUCUAUCACAAUAUGAAGUUCAAACAAUUUCUUGUUCAGUUUUAUACUUUAGCCACCAAAGAUUAAAAAAAAUAGUUCUGUAUAAAUAAAUUUGAAAUUGUUUAGUUUUAAGAAACAUUGAAAGUUGUAAAGAUAAAUUAUUAAAGAUGUUUUUUUGUUUUUAAUUUGGUUACUGAGCUGAAUAUCAGUAGCUUUGCGUAAAUAAAACAUGAAACCCUAAACAGAAGAUGCUAAUAAAGAAAAAAAAAAAGAUUUCUGGAGGUAAAAUAGGAUCAUCAUCAGUGUGUGUUUCACAGCUCUAAUGUUUGAGGUGACUGGAGAAUGUUAUCUACCUCAAGGUGUCACUGAGGCUCGGCUGAAGAAAUAAAAACCUGUUCAAUCACAUCUCUCUUUCAGAACCGAUGUUACAUACGGAUUCAUGAAAGGAGAAAUAAAAGCUCUGCGAUGUGAGAGGACUGGCAGAAUAGUAUGUGUGUGGGUGGGAGAGUGUGUGUGUAUGAGUGUGAGGUGAAGCUGUUUGUGUUUCUGCUGUUGUCCGCCUCAGCUGGCAGGUCUCACAGGCUGGAACAGGAAGUCACUUUUGGGCGCACAUGUAGAGGAAGGUAGCCCUGUAAAUUGUAUUUGUGCCUCUGAGUAAUUAUUAAAAGUGCUGAAAUAAA
Epinephelus lanceolatus (giant grouper) is the source of this 6268-nucleotide messenger RNA. It is a transcript of the gene slc12a7b, whose product is annotated as solute carrier family 12 member 7b. NCBI's taxonomy places the organism in Eukaryota, Metazoa, Chordata, Actinopteri, Perciformes, Serranidae. Gene Ontology annotation, molecular function: potassium:chloride symporter activity. Gene Ontology annotation, biological process: potassium ion import across plasma membrane; chloride transmembrane transport; chemical synaptic transmission. The record is from RefSeq and is a predicted model, not a curated record. Gene Ontology annotation, cellular component: plasma membrane.